GGUGUGAUGCCUCCGUUUGGAAUACAGCAUUUACGAUCACAUACCUUAAUAUAGUGUUAAAUAAUUAUGAAUCUGAGUGGAAACCUGCACACGAACGUGCCACAAAUUGGGUGACUAACCAAAUAAAUGAUCCUGAAUUGGAGAAAGAAUUAUUCUCAGCGUGUGAGCAAUACUUGUUUGAACUAGGCUUUGAUCUUCUUAAUAAUUCCAACGAAGCACAAACAUCCAAGUCAGUAGAUAUAAGUCCCACUCGUUAUGGGUCUGAUGGUGUAAUACGUUCACCUAAAGAUGCAUAUCUCAAUUCUGAAUUAAUUGUUGUUGGUGCCGCAUGCACAGCUAACCGUAAACUUAAACAAACUCUUGAUGCAGCUAAGGAAGAGGUUGAUAAAGCUCAAGCACGAGAAAGAAUUCUUGCAUUUGCGGAAGAAGAAGUUGAGAGAUUAUUUGCCAAAAAUGUCACACAUAGUGAUAAAAAUGAUGUGUUGCAACGUGCUAAACGCGCCGCUCGUUUCUUGGUUGAUGAAUAUUUUGGUCAAGGCU
Scutellospora calospora is the source of this 540-nucleotide messenger RNA. The record is from the annotation of a GenBank genome assembly. NCBI's taxonomy places the organism in Eukaryota, Fungi, Glomeromycota, Glomeromycetes, Diversisporales, Gigasporaceae.